GAGAGAGGGAGAUAGAGAUGCAUGGUAUGUGGGUCUUCCUGAAGAAGAACGUUUACUGUGGAAGUAAGGUGACUGAUGUGGUUAGCUGGCCCGGAAGGAGCUACACUGCUAAAAAGGGUAACCUGGAUUGUGAGCUUGUUGUUCAUGGGACUGCAACUCCGCUUCGGGAGGUGAUUUUCAGGCAGAGCUACACACGAACACUUCUUUGUGGUCUUAAAACUGGAGACCCAUCAAGAAACAUUGUUGAGAUGAUCUUUCAAAGAGCGUCAAUAGACCCCUCAAAGCCAUCAAGAAAGAUCAAAGCUGUCCUCAAGGUGAAGAACACUGCAGAAAAUGUCGAAAGGUUUGAAAAAUAUAGAGAAAAUGUGAAGAAGAAGGCCUACGAGCAAUACAAAAGGCAUCCAAGAAGCACAGUGGAUGGGAACGAGCUGUUACGAUUCUAUGGCACUACAAUGGUCUGCUGUAGGGGAAAGUCAAAUCGAGUCUCUGAGCUCUGUAAAGAUCCCAGUUGUGGUGUCUGCAGAAUAAUUCAAUCUAACUUUGACACAUAUUACACCAGAAGAAACGGGGUUCAAUUGAGUACAAGCAGUGAGGACUUGAUUGAGGACAAGAUUGUCACUACAAGGGUGGAGAAUGUAAGAAGGGCUGCCAUAGUUUGCAGGACAAUUGCUGGGAGCACAGUUAACAUGGUGGUUGGGGAAUAUGAAGAUUUUGAUUCGGUUGGGAGUUCACAGUUUUCCAGCUUAGAACGCUUGACAGUGCUGAGUCCAAAUGCUGUACUUCCCUGUUUCGUUAUAGUUCUUGAUUGAUCUCAAUCUUUAUGUAUAUCUUUUCACAUUAAGUGACAAAGAUUUAAUUCCAAGUUUUCCAUGAAAAAGUGAGAGAGAAUGGAAUUAGAUAA
Messenger RNA from Alnus glutinosa, 901 nucleotides. RefSeq lists its product as uncharacterized. The transcript is spliced from 2 exons. Lineage: Eukaryota; Viridiplantae; Streptophyta; Magnoliopsida; Fagales; Betulaceae. The coding region runs from base 18 to 809 and encodes 263 amino acids. The record is from RefSeq and is a predicted model, not a curated record.